AUGGACAGCCGGGUCCUCGAGCAUCCUCACGCCCCGUUUGGAGGCUCCCUGGGCGGGCUGGUGGGCUUCCCGUACCCGCUGGGCCCGCGUCCUCUCCCGCAGCAGCCGCCGGUGUACGAGCUGAGCGGCGGGCCGCUGCAGUCCGCGGCCGCGCUGCCCUUCUCCAUAGACGGAUUACUGAGCGGCUCGUGCUCCGCCGCGGUGCUGGGCUCCGGGACGCUGCUGUCGGAUUCACAGCGCUUCUCCUUCUCAGAGGUGGGCGAGGACAAGGAGGAGAGCCCAGGCUGUAAGCGGCGGCGCACUCGCACUAACUUCACGGGCUGGCAGCUAGAGGAGCUGGAGAAGGCCUUCACCCAGAGCCACUACCCCGACGUGUUCAUGAGAGAGGCCCUGGCCCUCAGGCUCGACUUGGUCGAGUCACGAGUACAGGUGUGGUUCCAGAACCGAAGGGCCAAAUGGAGGAAAAAGGAGAACACAAAGAAGGGCCCCGGGCGCCCGGCACAUAACUCUCACCCCACCACCUGCAGCGGGGAGCCCAUGGGCCCCGAGGAGAUCGCCCGCAGAGAGAGAGAGCGUGCCGACAAGAAAAGACGCAAACAGGAGCGCAAACUGCUCAAGGGCUCCAGGGGCCCCGUAGAUCUGCACACUCCGGGCGGCUCCGAGAGUGACAGUGGAGUGUCCCAGUUCACUGACACGGAGCAGCAGGGGCCCCUACACAUCAAGCUCCCCGACCCCAAGGCCAGUGAGUCCGGUCAACUUAGUCCACUGCAGAAACCGAGAGGCCCCCAGGAACCAGCCUCCCCUCACAGCAUACACAGCCAGGGCCUCGAGCCAAGGCCCCUGCACAAACACAACCCUUUCAGUGUGGAGAGCCUGCUGUCUGAUUCCCCGCGCCGCAGGGCCCAGGGGCCCACCACACUGCUGGGCAAGGGACACUUCCUACUCUACCCCAUCACACACCAGCCCCUGGGCUUUCUGGUGCCUCAGACCGCACUGAGGGCCCUUGGGGACCUGGACAGACCUAACUCCAACCUCUCCCUUCCAGUUGCCCCCAGCCCACCACACAUGGAGACAGAGCCAGCACAGGGUGGUGCUUCAGAGGACGGCCCCACAGCGGAGGGCCCCAUGGAGGAGCACUCCAUGGAGGGGGGGCCCUCAGUGGAGGAGCAGAGGGCAGAGACUAAUAGAGAUGAGGGCCACAGUGAGGACCACAGAAGAGACAGUGACAGGGGCCAUAGUCCUAGGGCCCCCAAAUCCCUCACUCCGGACCUUCACUGUGGCCCUGCAGACACCUGCAUCACAGAAGCACCAGGGGCCCUGGACUGA
Molecule: messenger RNA, 1326 nt
Organism: Boleophthalmus pectinirostris (great blue-spotted mudskipper)
Lineage: Eukaryota; Metazoa; Chordata; Actinopteri; Gobiiformes; Gobiidae
Product: homeobox protein unc-4 homolog
Exons: 3
Coding region: 1-1326 (441 amino acids)
Biological process (GO): regulation of DNA-templated transcription
Molecular function (GO): sequence-specific double-stranded DNA binding; DNA-binding transcription factor activity, RNA polymerase II-specific
Source: RefSeq, a predicted model, not a curated record